This is a messenger RNA of Caenorhabditis elegans, 598 nucleotides long. RefSeq lists its product as uncharacterized. The coding region runs from base 230 to 418 and encodes 62 amino acids. NCBI's taxonomy places the organism in Eukaryota, Metazoa, Nematoda, Chromadorea, Rhabditida, Rhabditidae. The transcript has 3 exons. The record is from RefSeq and is marked reviewed.
UUUAGGAUAAAAGAGUUUAUCUUCUCGGAUCCAAUCGCUCAAAGCGUCGCAAAUGAAAGUCGAUCGGCCGUCGCGUUCACCGUUUCCCCAAAGGAUUCCGCAAAAAUUUUGGAAAAAAAUCAACGACGAGAACUGGAUUGAUGUUUUCGAUUGCAAGAAAAUAAAGGAGCGCAAACAAGAGUUCUUCUGGUACAAGCUGGAUCCUCUUGAUUUGGCCAAAGCAGUGGCAAUGGCUUCACAAAUGAACGACAGAGGAGUCAUCCCGUAUCCAACACCAACGCUCAAUGAUGCCCUCAAUGACCAUGCUGCUUUGAUCCGCGCACUGAACGAUUCAUCGAUCAAAAAGUUGUUCAAAGAGUCAAGCGAGAGCCCACCAAUUUCUAGUUCAACAUCAGAAAUUCAAGAAAAUAAUUUUUAAAUUCAUUUGUCAAAUAUCCCAUUUUAAUUUAAAACCAUGUAUUAUAAUAUUUCUUUAAACCCCAACCAUUGCAAAUAUGUGUAAUUUUUAAAAUCUAUUCGCUGGUUUGAUUGCUUAUUGCACCCACUUUUUUAUUAAAUAUGAAAAUUCUAUUGGUAAAAUAAAUUUUAACUCUUAAAU